AGAACCUCAACGGUUUGCACCUAAGUGCAUUCCCAGGCCCAGAGCAACAGGGACUUGGGGAGUGACAGUCUAUAGGACCGCACACCCCGCUCUGCCGCUUUCUCCCCCCGCCCCCCAAACCCCGGGAGGAGGAGGAGCAGAAGAACCGAAAGGAAACGCGCGCGGCUGGGUCCGCGGGCUUCGGAGCCGGCAUGGAGCUGCGGGUGCUCGGGCGGCUCUGGCUCCUUUGCUGCUGCUGGUGCUGCGGCGCGGGCCCCGGAGCCGGUCCCGGGGCCACCUUCACCCGGACUGGACCGCGGAGCCGCGAGCGACAGGAGGCCGCCUUCCGGGAAAGUCUUAAUAGACAUCAAUAUUUGAAUUCUUUAUUUCCUAGUGAAAAUUCUUCUGCCAUCUAUGGAAUAAAUCAGUUUUCAUAUUUAUUUCCUGAAGAGUUUAAAGCUAUUUACUUGAGAAGCAAACCUUUCGCAUUCCCCAAAUACGCAGCAGAAGUGCCAGAGCUCAUCUCCAACAUGUCUUUGCCUUUAAGAUUUGACUGGAGAGACAAGCAUGUUGUAACACUAGUGAGAAACCAGCAGGCGUGCGGAGGGUGCUGGGCCUUCAGCGUGGUAGGUGCAGUGGAGUCGGCAUAUGCUAUAAAAGGGGAGCCUUUGGAAGACCUAAGCGUGCAGCAGGUCAUUGACUGUUCAUACAGCAAUUACGGCUGCAAUGGAGGCUCUACGCUCAGUGCUUUGAACUGGCUAAAUCAGACACAGGUAAAGCUGGUGAGAGAUUCAGAAUACCCAUUUAAAGCACAGAAUGGCCUCUGCCAUUACUUUUCUGAUUCACAUUCUGGAUUUUCAAUCAAAGGUUAUUCUGUACAUGACUUCAGUGACCAAGAAGACAAAAUGGCAAAAGCGCUUCUUACCUUUGGUCCUUUGGUAGGGAUCGUAGAUGCCCUGAGCUGGCAAGAUUAUCUGGGAGGGAUCAUUCAGCAUCACUGCUCUAGUGGAGACGCCAAUCAUGCAGUGAUCAUAACUGGGUUUGACAAAACAGGAAGUACUCCAUAUUGGAUUGUGAGGAACUCAUGGGGAAGUUCAUGGGGAGUGGAUGGCUAUGCCCAUGUCAAAAUGGGAGGGAAUAUUUGCGGUAUUGCAGAUUCUAUCUCUGCCAUAUUUGUAUGAUAUAUUGAUCGGAUCAAGAAACAACCACAAAAAUGAAGGUUCAUAAUGAAAUGUAGCUGGUACUGCAUUCUCGGCAUUAUUUACCUUUAGGUUUUAGCAAAUACCCACAAAAGUUUCUAGGGCCUAGUAGCAUUUAAACUAAGUUCUAGAAUGUUCCCUUCUUAUGUGGAGACAUGGGCAACCAUAGUCAUUUGGAAGAACACCAGCACUGAGACCUGAGAGACAGUUUCCUAUGCUGGACUGAGUCUCAAAUUAGGCGAUAUCUUAGAUCUCUUUAUUUUGAAGAGGCUAUUACGUGGUUUUGUUUGAUUGCUGUUUUGUUUGUUUUUUAUGUUUUUAUUCUUAAUGUCAUACUUCAAGUAGAAUUAAAGAGGUGAUAAGAUGUCUUUUCCUUUGUGGAAUAUAACCACUGCAUUAGCUUACCCGUAUAUACAGGAAUAGCCAACCUAAAAUUAUGUGUGCCUCUCACAGUUAUACUCUCACCCUCUGAGAUUAAAUUUUAUAAGGAUUUUGAAAUACCAAUAGCUUUACCUUAACAAAUAGCACUUAUUCCUUAAACUGCAGAGAGACCAUGUAGUCAGAAACAAAAGGACAAAAAUCACUUUUUUACAAGGUUAAAAUAAAAUGACAAUAAAUUAUAUGGCAACUGUGUGAUAAGAAAAGCUCAAGUAGCAUUGCCUGAGAGACAAAUUAUUUGGAAAUUUUCAUUGUCAAGAAGAUUCUACUAGACUUCAUUUCUUACUUUGAUCUCCCUAUAAUGAAAGACAAUAUAUUUUUCCAUAUUUUCCCACUCUCUUUCUCUUACUCUUUACUGUGAUACUCCUAAGUGUUCCUGGUUGUUUGACUUCCCUGGCUAAGAAGCCUCAUUGUUUAUUUUUCACUUCUAUUCUACAACUAUAUAUUUUGUUCUUUCUAAGCCACAAACAUCAAGUUCUCGCCUUUCUCUUUUUCCCAUUAUUUGUAGGUAAUAUGCCUUUCAAAGUCUAAUGUCAUUAAUCUGGGGUAUCAGCUAGAAUGCGAGUUUCUCAGGCUCUCCAUUUUCCCAGUUUCCUGCAUAUGCUUCCCAGACUCCCAUUCUAACUACUUUGCUGUGCACCUGUUUGGCUUUCACCCAGUUCUUAGUUCUUCAUGCCCGUGUUCCUUGCCUAAAUCAUCAUGUGUGGCUGGGGAACAACCUCAUAGCAUAAGAGUUGAUCUUUUGAUUGUACAACAGUAUUAAAUGUUACAUGAGAAAAUCUAAUCAAAGACUACAUAUGUAAAUAUUUUUUCUAUAAAAUUCAUGGUUGCUUCUCCCCCGCCUCCCUAAUUUUUACUGAAUUUCUUUGAGGUGACACUGAUUAACAAAAUUAUACAGAUUUCAGGUGCACAGUUCUACAACACAACAUCUGUACACUGUAUUGUAUGUUCACCACCCCAAGUCAAGUUUCCUUCCAUCACCAUUUAUUGUCCCCAUACCCCCCUUCACCUCCCCCAUCCACGCUCCCACUGGCAAUCACCACACUGUUGUCCAUGGCCAUGAGUUCCUCUUUCUCUCUCUCCCUCUCUCCCCCCCCGCUCAAUCCCUCCAGAUUGCUUUCUAAUGUAAAAUAUAUUACAAAAGUGAAAUUCUAAAUGUAGAAGCAACCACUAAAAAAAUUGAGGACAUCCUGCUUUUUAUUUCUCUUUUGGUUUGUAUCUAUCCUGUUUAUUAGAAAUGAAAAUCAAAAACAAAACACUAUACUUCUUUUUCUUACACCAACCAGAACCAAUCUCAAAAGAAUAUGUAUUGACUUAGGUUUAGAUAUGUUCCAGGAAGCUAAGCAUUGAUAGCUUAAUGGGUUAAUAUUCUAAUUAUUUAAGUAUGCCAAACGGAACUAAGUUCGUGUUCAUUUACUGAUUUCUGUAUAAUGUAAAUGCUUUUAUGAUACUCUUAAAUGCUAAAAAAUUUUUAAAAUUACAAAAUGAUUAAUACCUCACAACUGCUCUGAAUUUGAUGACAUUUAUAAUAAA
Molecule: messenger RNA, 3149 nt
Organism: Phyllostomus hastatus (greater spear-nosed bat)
Lineage: Eukaryota; Metazoa; Chordata; Mammalia; Chiroptera; Phyllostomidae
Gene: CTSO
Product: cathepsin O
Exons: 8
Coding region: 192-1160 (322 amino acids)
Cellular component (GO): lysosome
Molecular function (GO): cysteine-type endopeptidase activity
Source: RefSeq, a predicted model, not a curated record